Molecule: messenger RNA, 2916 nt
Organism: Owenia fusiformis
Lineage: Eukaryota; Metazoa; Annelida; Polychaeta; Sabellida; Oweniidae
Source: the annotation of a GenBank genome assembly
AUGAGACACUUUACCAGCAGAUAACUGAUACCAGUGAAUAACUAGUUCAUACCAUUGGAUAAUUGUUGUAUGUACCAGUGGAUAACUACAUGUAACAUACCACUUGAUAACUGUAUUAAAUUUCAUUGGACAACUGUAGUAUGUACCAAUGGAUAACAGUGUAACAUACCAGGGGAUAAAUGUACUACAUAUCAUUGGAUAACUGUACAAUAUACCAGUGGAUAACUGUGUAACAUACCAGUAGAUAACUGUAAUGUACAAUAUACUUGUGGAUAACUGUGUAACAUACCAGUAGAUAACUGUACUAUAGAAUGUACUAGUGAAUAAUUGUAUUAGAUAACAACAGAUAGUCAUAACUCAUUUAUGAUGGAAAGAAUGACAUUGAUGCUGUUUUUUCUGGCAGUUGGUUUCAUGAAUGUGAAAGGAUGGGUUGCCGAAUCAGGGAAUAUGGAAUUAUAUGAGGUCCAAUACAAUGAAACAAGUGCAAACACAGAGAUCAGAAAUCAACAGUGUCAGGAGUGCAACUGUACUUUGCAGAUUGCAGACUGUAGUAAUAGGAAUAUUGAUUCGCUACCUUUGGAUCUCCCAGAAAAUAUAACAAUGCUGAAUUUAUCCAGGAACCGUAUAAGAAAGCUACCCGACUAUUUCUUGGGUAGAUAUUAUAAAAAUUUACAGACUUUGGACAUACAAUACAACUCUCCAGCGUUGCAUCUCCAUGAAAAUGUAUUUGAAGGACUUGACAAACUUCAGAAGCUUUACAUUGGAAAAGAUGCAAUGGUACAUCCUCUUGUAUUCAAGCCGUUAAGGAAUAUCCAAAUCAUUGAGGUGUAUGGAAAUAGAAGAAGUACAUCACCAAUUCUGAGAGAUGCUUGGCUCGACGCAUUCAAAGGACUUCAAAACUCAACCAUUGAGAAAAUAACUUACGAACACAUCUCAUCAAUUCCAUUUAUAUUAAGAGAAAAAAGUUUCACAUAUUUAAAAAACUGCCAACUGAAAGAAUUAUAUUUGUCUGACAAUAAGAUAUCUGCAAUAGAAACAGGCUUUCUAAAUUAUCUCCCAAAACUGGAAAUACUCGAUUUAACAAAAAACAUGAUAGGAGCAUUUAUUCCUUUUUCAGAUGUUAUUCAGUUAUUUAAAAUGAUUCAUUUGAGAGUGAUAAGAUUAGGUUAUUCAAACAGAAGGGUUUUUAAAGACCUUGAUCAUCCCCGGAUCCACAAUUGUGUAGAUACAGAAUGGCCAUUACCAAUUGGACUUGAAGAACUUGAUCUUAAGUGGACUUCACUUGAUAAUCAACCGGCAUCAGUUCCCUGUGAAUUUAAGUUCCAACGAGAAAACAAGCUGAAGGUUCUUAAUGCUGCUUACACCAAUGCUGUGAUCUACUUUGGGGGUCCUUUGAAAGGAUUGGUUAAUCUACAGCAUUUCAUUUACAACAACAAUGAUUGUAAAAUUGAACCUGAAUUUUUCACUUGUGCAAAUGGCUAUUUUGAAAGUUUACAAGUUCUAAAUUUAGCCUACAACAGAGUCCAGUUGUUUAAACCAAGCUCCAAUUUUUCACUGUUUGAGAACUGUUCAAAGUUGCUACAUUUAGACCUAUCAUACAAUAACUUGGCAGACAUUCCUUAUGAUAUUCUUAAGGAUGUUCCUUCUGCAGAGAUUGUGGAUCUGAGUGGAAAUAAGUUAGUCAACUUUAAUAUACACUUAACUACACAAAUCUCCCUGAAAUUGCUGAAUAUAUCAAAUAACAAUCUCCAUGGUCUCAACGAACCUGCAAGAUAUUAUAUCGCUGCUGCAAAUGAGAGGUCAAAUGGCAAGUUUACUGUUGACCUUAAUGGCAACCCAUUAAUAUGUGACUGUGAUUCAAUCCCAUUCAUAAAUUGGAUUCGGAAUCACAUUGACAUCAUCUACCAAGGUUCUCAUCUAGAAUGUCAUUAUAUUAAUGGGUCACAGAUUAAGUUCACACACUUGGAUGUAUCUUAUAUGAAAAUUGAGUGCUGGAAAAGUGUUAUUAUUGCAUCUGGGACAUCAGUUGGAUUUGUUUUGUUGAUUGUUGGAAUUGUUAUAUAUGGAUAUAAGCGAAGGUAUAAGAUCAUUUACAUAGCUCUACAUUUGAGGGCAUUACUGAGACGCAAGGAGUUGCUAGACAUCAACUUUGAUUUUGAUGCAUUUAUAAGCUACAGUUCUUUGGACAAAACCUGGGCUAUAAAUAAAAUUUAUCGUCAGUUAGCUGGUCAGUAUGGAUACAACAUUUGUGUGGAUGACCGUAACUUCAGACCUGGAUCAUAUUUAUCUGACAUUAUUGUUGAGAGUAUCAGCAAGAGCAACAAAAUCAUACUGGUUAUCAGCCAGAAUUUCCUUAGAAGUGGCUGGUGUAAAUUUGAAAUGAAUCUGGCAAGGGGUGAGCUGGCCACCAGGGGACGGGACUGCUUGAUCUUGAUUCUCAAAGAGCCAGAAGAGUUGCUACCCCAAGAGCUGAUCACACCAACACUGCGCUCUCUACUUGAUACAAGAGUGUACCUGGUGUGGAGUGAAGAAGAGGACAGAAAAUUGCUGUUCUGGAGGAAGCUGCAGGAUGCUUUAGGGGAACCUAGAUUCAGAGGAGAAGAUAAUAAUCGAUUUCUGUACAUGAACAAUGAUGGAGAUGAGGAGAUACUUCGAGAUCUCUUAUAGUUAACACUUAGACUUCAUGUAUAUAAUACCCUAUUAGCGCCCGCUCGAAUAAAUUGUAUUUUUUCUUGAUUUUUGUUUUUCAAGUUGCUAGUCUUUCUUGGAAAAGUUUGGUGUACGUUUAUUGGAGUGUGCGCUUCUAUUAAAGAUAAUACAAUAGUUAAUACAUAUACUUGAUGUAUAUAUAGACAAUGAUGUAGUCAAACUUCUACAUAAUAAACACUUAUACUUGAUGUGAAUAUAGACAAUGAG